GGAUAAUCCGAUGAAAGAAAGAACCCCUGUUCCCCACAAAGCUCAUUUGCAAUCCCUCGCACGGGCUUCUGCGUUGACUGUUUUGUGAUGUUUUGUCAAGGGUUAAGGGGAAAGCCCAGCUGUUUGGCAGGCUUUCCUCUUGCUUCAGCGAUUGGCCAGGAGCCUCAGGGGGCGGGCCCAAGGAGGCAGCUCCAGCAGUUUGGCCACCUGUGCCUGGAGGAGCCCUCUUUUGCAAUUGACAACGGCCAAGGAGCAGCAGCUGCUUUUUGCUGCUGCUCUGGAGCUGGCAACAAAGUAUGUGCGUGCAAGUUUGUGUGUGUGUGUAAGUAUAACUCUGGGGGCAUGCUGCCUCCGGCCUUUGCCCUACCCCAGCAGAGGAAGCGACUGAAUCUCCCAAGGAUUUUUGACAGCCAAGGAGUUUCCUCCUGGUACCCCAGGUGCAGUUUUUCAACACGGGACAUGGAGCAAGGCAACUUGAGAGGCUGAGGCUGCCAAGGCCUGUGACUGGCUGCGAGCGGCUGGCUUUCCUCAGUAUGCCCAGCUCUACGAAGAAUCCCUCUUCCCUCUCGACAUUGCCUCUGUGAAGAAGGACCACAGCUUCUUGGACCAGGAUUCCCUCAAAUCCCUCUGCAGGAGACUCGUGACACUGAACUCGUGUGCCUCGAUGAAGCUGGAGGUCCACUUUCAGCGGAAACAGAAUGAUGACUCGGGAGACGAGGACUUCUGCGCCAUCAGCGACCGGUGGGCUUUCCAGAGAGACAGCCGUAGGUGGUCCCGAAUCGGCUCCGACGAUUUCCUCUCCCGCAGCCCGGAGGCAGCCUCCGCCAUGAGGAAGCUGCCCAGCCAGGAGAGCAUCCUCACUGACCUGAGUGCGGAGCUGGAGGCCUCCUCUCUCCACAGCGACCCCAGCACAGGCGAGUGCCCUGCUCUCCCUGACCCAUCCUCCGCUCGGGAUUCUCCGACCUUGACCCUGUCCACCCCCAGCUUGGAGGACCCCUCUACCACUGACCAGUCCCAGGACAUGAGCGGGACCAGCAAGGGGGACGCCAGGAAACGCCGGACUCGGAGCUUCCUCAGGAGGAUCGAGUCCCUCAGGAGAAAGGACAAGGAGAAGCUGGACUCUGCCAAAGCCCCAAAAGAGGAGGGGGCAGAUGCCGAGUCCUGGUGGAGCUCCUCGAAAGACCCAAGAAGCAGGGUGCCGCCCUCUUCCUGCGGCAGCAAAACGCUUCCCUCACGAGGCCGCCGGGCCAACGGGGCCUUGGGCUCAGCUGGGGAGCGACCCAAACAUGGCAGCAUUUACCUGGAGGACUACGAGGCAGGCCGGGGCAAGGGCACCCCCUGGGAUGCUGGCGGAUUGGGCCACCACGACCUGUUCGAAAGGGACUAUUUGGUCCACAUCCCCAGAGACUACAAGCCGGGCACUUUCCCCAAGUCUCUCUCCAUCGAAAGCCUGUGCCCGCUCGAGAGCGGGUGUUUGCCAGACUGGAAAUCUAGCGGCCCGGCUUCGGGCCUCUCGCCAGGCGGGGUUGGAACGGGCAGCAGGACAGGCGAGGCCAUGGAGUGCAGGCCGAGGCGGCCCUCGUGUGGCUCCACAGGCAGCUGCACCAGCCUCUAUGACAAUGUGCCCGAGCCCAGCAGUGUCACGGACGACCUGUUUGGCCUGGACAGGGACGUCAUCUACGAGAACCUAGAUGAGAUCCUGGAGCAUGUUUGGGGGCUGCAGAGGAAGGUGGAGCUGUGGUCUGAGGCCAUCCAGCUGGACCCGGAGGGUGGAAGCAUUGGAGGCGGGGAGGAGACGGACUCUGGAGGGGAGCCCGCCACCCCAAACUUUGAGGAGCGCUCCGUGUCGGACAUUGGCACAUCGGCCAGCGACUUUGACAGCACGGCCAACUCCCUGAACGAGGCAGAGGACCUGGGAAUGAGGGAGCGGAGAGACUCCGGGGUGGGCGCCUCCCUCACCAGGCCUUGCAGGAAGCUUCGCUGGCACAGCUUCCAGAACUCCCACCGACCCAGCCUGAACUCGGCUUCCUUGGAGAUCAACCGCCAAUCCGCCGCCCAGCUCAACCUCCUCCAAAAAUGCUCCCUGCUUCGCCUCACAGCCAUCAUGGAGAAAUACUCUGUCCCUCACAAGCAGAGCUGGUCAUGGGCGGUCCCGAAGUUCAUGAAGAGGAGCAAGACCCCCAACUACAGGGACAAGAGCGUCUUUGGGGUCCCACCACUCGUCCACGUCCAGAGGACUGGACAACCGCUGCCCCAGAGCAUUCAGCAGGCAAUGCGCUACAUUCGCAGCCAGUGUCUGGACCAGGUCGGCAUUUUCCGUAAGUCUGGGGUCAAGUCCCGGAUCCAGGCCCUGAGGCACAUGAACGAAGCUUCCCCGGACCAUGUGAGCUACGAGGGCCAGUCAGCCUACGACGUGGCCGACCUGCUCAAGCAGUACUUCCGCGACCUUCCAGAGCCCGUCUUCACCAGGAAGCUGAUGGAGACAUUUCUGCAGAUUUACCAGUUUGUGCCAAAGGACCAGCGUCUGCCAACAGUGCAGGCAGCCAUUGCGCUGAUGCCUGACGAGAACCGGGAGGUGCUGCAGACACUGCUCUACUUCCUGAGCGAUGUGGCCUCCGCCCAGGAGAACCAGAUGACGGCCGGGAACCUGGCGGUCUGCCUGGCCCCCUCUGUUUUCCACCUCAACGUCUCCAGGAAGGAGAGCACUUCUCCCAGGAUGAUUCACAAGCGAGCCACGGUGGGCAAACCCGACCACAAGGACCUGAAUGAAAACAUGGCCGCCACCCAAGGCCUCUCCCACAUGAUCACGGAGUGCAAGAAACUAUUUCAGAUCCCCCAGGACGUGAUGCUCCAGCUUUGCAACUCCUACUUGGCAGCGGACACCCAGCCUCUCUCCUUCUCUGAGCUGAUGGGCCGGAACCUGCAAGGGGAAGGGCGGGAUUCCCGGGUUGAGUUGGAAGUCAGUAUCCAAAGCCUACUCAAGGAGUCCUUCGAUCGCUUCAAGGGGUGGCUUGGCAUGCCUGGACCCCUCAACACGGAGAUCUCCUGCAAGAAGGUGGGGGAUGGGCACCCCCUGCGCCUGUGGAAGGUGUCCACGGAAGUGGAGGCGCCCCCUCAGGCGGUGCUUCAGCGGGUGCUCCGGGAACGGUGCCUGUGGGACGAAGACCUCCUGCAGGAGAAAGUGAUGGAGGCCCUGGACCACAACACGGAGGUCUACCACUACGUGACGGACAGCAUGGCGCCCCACCCACGGCGAGACUUCCUCGUCCUCCGUAAAUGGCGCUCGGACCUGCCCCGAGGAGGCUGCCUCCUUGUGUCCUUAUCCCUGGACCAUAAGACGUUGCCCCUGGAAGGUGGGGUCAGGGCAGUGGUCCUGACCUCCCAGUACUUGAUGGAGCCCUGUGGGAUGGGGCGCUCCAGAGUGACCCAUAUCUGCCGCGCAGAUCUCAGGGGACGGUCUCCAGACUGGUACAACAAAGUUUUUGGCCGCCUCUGCGCCAUGGAGCUGGCCAGGAUCCGAGACUCUUUCCCGGCACUUGACCCAAGUGGUCCAGAGACAAAGAUCUGAAGGGGGCUUCUGGCACUCUUGGAGGCUCUUGGAACGUGGGGUGGCUUCAGCCUUCGCUAGAGGGGAGGAGCUUUUCCAGGUGCCUGAACACCUGCGAACUGAGCAGCUUCUACCCCUCUUGUCCAGAAACGUCAGCUCUUCAAGGCUCAGCUGCCCCGGGGAGCAGAAAGGUCUCCGCUCGUGACGGCGCCCUUUCCUGGUUGAGCAGCGUGCUUCAUGUCUGGGAAGCCAUCUUGGAUGUUCCUUCCUAAAGCCUCUGAGGGGCUGUCCAUCCGUCCACCCACUCCCCACACCACCAAUGGAUCCAGCAUUCAGAUACCCAUUUAGCUGUGAUUCCUGCAUUGCAGGGGGUUGGAUUGGAUGACCCUCGGGGUCCCUUCCAACUCAAUUCCAGGGGAAAGGAGAAGAGCUGGGCCACAGGGGGGGGGGAGUUGGGCAAGGAGUAUCUCCAUCGGCAAAUCUUCUAAGGUUGUGGGCUGGCAAGGAGGUCUACCACCGGCCGAAGGAAGAUAGUCCUAGGCUAGGUGGACCCAACCGUCUGAUCCAGCUAAAUAAACUAGUUCUGGGUUGGAUUUGAUGACCCUCGAGGUCCCUUCUUCCAACUCUACAGUUCUGUGAUUCUAUGACGGCAGGAUUGACGGAGAUGGCGUGCAGAGGGAUGCCAGAGGAGGGCAAAGUUGUCUACACAAGUCAGGGGGAUGACGCUGCAGGGAGCGGGGGAGGUUAGUUGGUGGUCAAGUGUGUGUAGGAGGCAUUAUUGCAGGAUGAACAGCCGUGUUGUAGCACAUGGGGGGCAAGAGUGUAUGUACAUGUGUAGGAGAGGGAGAGAGGGAGCCAGAAAAACAUUAUUUUAUUCCCAUUUGCUGCCAUCAUUCCUGCAUUGCAGGGGGUUGUGCUUAAGAUGACCCUCUGGGUCCUUUCCAACCCUAUGAUUCUUUAUCACAUGAGUGGCACAGAACUGGCAACUGAGUCCAAGUGUUUCUACCUUUGCAUGGGAAUCCUUUCACUUAACAUGACAAAGAGCCCAUUGGCUCAGAUAUAUUUGAUGCUAUUCUUGGCAAAAAACAAAGGGCGGUGGAUGCAGAUGAGUGUGACCAAAGCCUGGGGUCUUGCGUCCUCUGAGGACUCGUGUCUUGCUCUUGAAUGCCAACUACAUGAUUCCAUGGGGGGGGGGAAGAGACUUCACUGCAUCCUCCAUCAGAUGGCUGUGGUCCUCUGAUCUUUCACAAUUAAUAGUUUGACAUUGGCUAACCUUGGCCUGUAAUUAACUCAGUUUUUAUUUUUCUUCCCGUAACCGGGGGUCCAACUGACUAGGCAGCAUUCCAGCUGGAAGGCAUGAGAACUUUUCCAAUUUUUUUUAGAGAUCUAACUGUGUCUGUUUGCAGGUGAUCAAUUCAACGGCUCUUGUCAACUCUUGCACUGCAGAGGAUAAGACGAGGGGACUUUGGGGGGAUCCUUCCAACUCUUACAAUCCUAUGAUUCUAUAAAUCAUUGGAGGUUUUUAAAACUGAGGUUGAAUGGCCCACUGUCAGGGAUUCUUUAGCUGUGAUUCCUGCGGAAGGGGGGGUCAGACUAGAUGACACUUUGGGAUACCUUCCAACUCUACAAUCUUUGGAUUCUGUGAACUCAAAUAGAAAUAACUGAUGUAGCAUUUGUGGGGGUAUUUUUUUGUCUUACUAAUACCUUGGGGGGCUGUUAUUUCUCUAAUCAAUUUUUCCUUUCGCACCUAUAAAUAUUGUACAGUUGUAAUAUUUAAUAUAUAACUUGAGUGGGAGAGCAUUUGGACAGAGGUGUGUGUGUGUGUGCGUGCGUGCGAGAGGAAAAAGCGUAUUUUGUAUUUAACGUUUUUUUGUACUAAAGCCGUUGCGGGGUGUCAAGAGGAGAGAGGAAACUUCCUGUCUCUGUGUAAUAAAUAAAGUACUAACCUGG
Zootoca vivipara (common lizard) is the source of this 5497-nucleotide messenger RNA. NCBI's taxonomy places the organism in Eukaryota, Metazoa, Chordata, Lepidosauria, Squamata, Lacertidae. The record is from RefSeq and is a predicted model, not a curated record.